Microbotryum saponariae is the source of this 1743-nucleotide messenger RNA. Lineage: Eukaryota; Fungi; Basidiomycota; Microbotryomycetes; Microbotryales; Microbotryaceae. The record is from the annotation of a GenBank genome assembly.
AUGGUCUGGCUCUGGUCAUCGAACCAUGAAGGUCGACUCGCGGUGGUCGAUUGUCACUUUUGUGCGACCAAGCUCGACCUCGUCAAUGCCAACUAUGGUGAUGCUCGUGGCAACGGCAAGGGCAAAGCAGUGGCCUAUGAUCGACCUGUAGCUGUGGGAACGCGAAGGGACUGGAUUUGUGGCUAUUGCGCGUGUCGGAAUCAUUUCGAUCAGGUCGGUUUCGGCGAGGACCGUCAGUCAGCUCGGCUCACCCCACUGACUUGAUGACCCCAAACACUAGAACGGCGUCAUCAUCUCGGACGAACCAGCUCAUCAUGAUGCUCAACUCAACCUCGAAUCCUUCUCCCGUAGAGGUGAGUUCUCGCGCCCCGGACCCGAUUUAGUUGUCGAGACCCCUUUCGCUCAUGCCUCCCCCAUUUGUACACCGCAGCGACGCCCACCAAAUCCCGCAUCACCUCGUCCACACCCGAGAAACAGUCCCCAUUCUGUCGAAGCUGUCUCUCGAACCAAUCGUUGCAGAUCCAUCUCCUCGCCUCGUACGACCUUGACUCGGAUCAUCCAGUGGCUUCUACGUCCUCGACACCGACUUCGGUGUCGAACUAUCGUCAAUCCUUGGAUCGACGAUACCCCAUCGUUUGUUCGACGUGUCUUCCCUCCGUCGAAUCCAUCAUCAAGCAGCGCGACUAUCGGACGAAAACUUCCCUCUUUGGAAGUCGACUUCGAGAAUCUCAACGGGCUGCCUUCAAGACGGCUAACAAACCGACCAAAGGAUUGUCGUUCUCUACAAUACUCCUGUGGAGGUUACGAGGAGUGCUUUGGUACUCGACAUGGAUCACUUCGAUGCUCGCAAACGCCUGGGCACUAUGGGAUUCAACAGUGUCGAACAAGCCAUGUCCCCUCCCCGUCGUUCUCCUCCUCGCUUCCAGUCUCCUCUGGAUCAACUGGGAUCGAACAUGGCUUCAAUUGCAUCGUUCUAAGGUACUCAAACGACGUCGAAUACGAAUUCAAGGUCGAAAGCUAUACAUCUCCCUCCAAAUGCUCGCCUACACACAUCGCCUUGCAUUCGCCCUUUGGCGUCACCUGAAGCCCUCGUCGAUCGUUCCUCCACUGUAUGCCAUCAGUCUGGCCCUCCAAGUGGUCUUCUUCAUUCUCUCCUUCUACGCGAUCCGCCUCGUCCCACGCGCCCAAGUCCGUAUAGGCCCUUCGAGGCCCGUCAUCCUCCCCACUUCCCCAGCAGCGACUCUCACUCCAGAUCCUCUCGAACCGAUCGAAAGUCUCUCCAUUUCUUCGGACGUACCUGCACUCUUCCCCAUUCACCCCAACUCUACCGACUCUCCGCCGAACGCCAAGCCAGGUUCAAAACUCUCCCUCCUCUCCACCACGCUCCUACGCCACCGUCUCCAACCCGAACCCAAGUUCGGUCAACCCUGGAUCCAAGCCUCCCCCGCCUCUCUCUACCAACACCCAAACGACCAAGAUGGUGAUAUCGAGAUGUCGGAUGCUGAACCCGAUCCUGAAACCGUAACUGAUGCUGAUGCUGCGCGGCGGAAUGGGAAACGGGGUGGAGUGAUCGAGUUCGGGAAAUCGAAAGUGCGUUGGGGUUGGAACGAGCCUAGUUCGGGAUUGGAUGAGGUGUUCGAAGAAAGGAUGAGGGUCGAUGAUGAAACGUCUCUGGUGGGGGGAGAGAAGGAGCAAGGGGAUGCUAAGAGAGGAUGGAGGUGGUUGAGGUGGUUCGGGGGGUGA